Molecule: messenger RNA, 1320 nt
Organism: Eutrema salsugineum
Lineage: Eukaryota; Viridiplantae; Streptophyta; Magnoliopsida; Brassicales; Brassicaceae
Product: myb-related protein 2
Exons: 7
Coding region: 115-1320 (401 amino acids)
Molecular function (GO): DNA-binding transcription factor activity; DNA binding
Source: RefSeq, a predicted model, not a curated record
AAUAUAAAGAACAAGUAAGAAAAAGAAGCAAAAACAUCUUCCUUAGUACAGUACUACUCUCAACUUUCUGAGAGAAGCAGUUUUGAUAUAAGAACUAAGAUCGCGUCAGUCUUUAUGUAUUACCAAAACCAUCACCAAGGAAAGAACAUCCUCUCUUCUUCAAGAAUGCACUUAAAUUCUGAAAGGCAUCCUUUCCUUAGAGGAGGGAACAGUCCAGGAGAUUCAGGACUCAUUCUUUCAACAGAUGCAAAGCCACGCUUAAAAUGGACUCCAGAUCUUCAUGAGAGAUUCAUUGAGGCAGUGAAUCAACUCGGUGGAGCAGAUAAAGCUACUCCUAAAACAAUUAUGAAAGUCAUGGGUAUUCCAGGCCUUACCUUAUACCAUCUCAAAAGCCAUCUUCAGAAAUACAGGCUGAGCAAGAAUCUUAACGGACAAGCUAACAGCGGCUUAAACAAAAUAGGUGUGAUGACCAUGAUGGAAGAAAAGACACCUGAUGCAGACGAAAUUCAAAGCGAGAGUUUAAGCAUUGGACCACAGCCAAACAAGAACUCACCAAUAAGUGAAGCACUGCAAAUGCAAAUAGAGGUCCAAAGAAGGCUUCAUGAGCAACUUGAGGUACAGCGACAUUUGCAGCUCAGAAUAGAGGCUCAAGGGAAGUACCUACAAUCGGUUUUGGAGAAGGCACAAGAGACUCUUGGAAGACAGAACCUUGGUGCAGCCGGGCUCGAAGCUGCCAAAGUUCAAAUCUCGGAAUUAGUAUCUAAAGUAUCAGCAGAUUACCCAAACUCUAGUCUCCUAGAACCAAAAGAGCUUCAAAACCUCCUGUGCGCACAACAUAUGCAAACAAGCUAUCGACCUGAUUGCUCCCUUGACAGCUGCCUGACCUCAAGCGAGGGAGCUCAUGAGAAAAACCCGAAAACGCUAGAGAGCAACAGAUCAGUAGGGCUAAGAACAUACCUCGGCGAUUCAACGUCCGAGCAGAAAGUGAUAAACGAAGAACCAUUGUUCCAACGGAUGGAGCUCACGUGGACACAAGGUCUAAGAGGGAAUCCAUAUCUUUCAACAAUGGUAAGCGACGCGGAGCAAAGAAUCUCGUAUUCAGAGAGAAGUAGAAGUCCAGGUAGAUUGUCAAUAGGUGUAGGAAUGCACGGACACAGAGGCCAUCAUCAACAAGGCAACAAUGAGUGUAAAGACGAAAGUGAGGAUCAUAAGCUUGAAACCCGAAGCAAAACAACAGAGCUAGAUCUUAACACAAAUGUGGAAAACUAUUGUACAACGCAUCCCAAACAGUUUGACUUGAAUGGUCUCAGCUGGAACUGA